Molecule: messenger RNA, 213 nt
Organism: Prunus armeniaca (apricot)
Lineage: Eukaryota; Viridiplantae; Streptophyta; Magnoliopsida; Rosales; Rosaceae
Source: the annotation of a GenBank genome assembly
AUGUGGCAGUUGCGAAUAGACGGAGCGUCGAACCAAAAAGGAGCUGAAGCAGGUGUCGUCAACAUCACCCUAGAUGGAACCCUGUUAGAGCAAGCUAUCACGCUUGGCUUCCAGGCCUCAAACAACGAGAAAGAAUACGAGGCAUUGCUAGCUAGCUUGUGCUUGGUGAAUGAGCUAUCAAUCAAGAAGUUGGCCAUCUACUCAGAUUCCUAG